This is a messenger RNA of Penicillium malachiteum, 1548 nucleotides long. RefSeq lists its product as uncharacterized. The record is from RefSeq and is a predicted model, not a curated record. Gene Ontology annotation, cellular component: membrane. The transcript has 5 exons. Bases 1 to 1548 code for a protein of 515 amino acids. Gene Ontology annotation, biological process: transmembrane transport. NCBI's taxonomy places the organism in Eukaryota, Fungi, Ascomycota, Eurotiomycetes, Eurotiales, Aspergillaceae. Gene Ontology annotation, molecular function: transmembrane transporter activity.
AUGGCCGCCCCGUCAAGCGAGAUGGCGACUGAGUCGCAGCCAUUACUCUCCGAGAAUGUUGGCGAAAUGAAUACGAGAAAGAAAACCAGAAACAAGUUGUUGAUCUUGAUCGUGGGUGCGAUAUUCAUCCUGGCAGCCGAUUCUGGAUUCUAUCUUUCUGUAGCACCUCAGACUGCGAUCUUUGAAAAAAUCAUUUGCCGAAAUUAUUUGGAGUUUCUUGAUAGUACGAACACCACUCUACCUGCCUCUGAUGUGGCAGAUCCGUGUAAAUCAGAGGCCGUGCAAGGGGAGCUGGCCUUGAUUACGGGAUACAAGGAUGGGUUCGCUGUGGUACCGACGAUUCUUCUUUCACUUCCUUAUGGUGUACUAGCAGACCACUGGGGGCGAAAACCUGUGGUUUAUCUUGGAAUGCUGGGCAUUGUACUGGAUGAGCUUUGGACUCGACUGAUAUGUCUCUGGUCGGGUGUGCUGCCACUUCGCAUGGUCUGGCUAUCUGCCCUAUGGAAAAUCAUCGGCGGUGGUGACCAGGUAGUGACAUCCGUUGUAUGCACUAUGAUUGCUGACGUUGUCUCUGAAAAUGAGAGAUCAACGGCACUUUUCACCCUUAUGUCCUGGGUCUUUGUCGCAGAUAUCGUGGCCACUCCAACCAGUGCAUACUUGAUGACAUUCGACCCAUGGAUCCCGUGGACACUGGGCUAUUUUAUCAUUGUUCUGGGAUGUAUCCCGUUUCUCUUUCUACCAGAGACGCUUGGAGACGCCAAAGCCAAGAAAUCCAGCAGUCAUCGAACUGAUAACACGACUCAAUUCACCGAGCCGACCAGGAAAAUGUCGAGUAUGCAGAUGGUUCUUUACCGUCUGCGAGAAUUCAAAGAGUCAGCACAAUUUAUUUGGAAGGAUACAAACGUCAUGUGGAUGAUUAUGAUAUCCUUCGUCUCAAUGAUGUCUCGUCAGAGUACGAACAUUCUCCUCCAAUAUGCCUCGAAGCGAUUCGGCUGGAGCAUAGCCAAGGCAAGCCUACUCGUCACGAUUCGCGGAAGCGUCGGCCUUACCACUUGCCUUGUAUUAAUGCCUGGGCUCAACUGGUUGAGUGGCAAGUAUCUCAAUCUACACGGAAAAUAUAGAGAUCACUGGCUCAGCAAGAUUACCGGCAUAUUGUCUGUUGUUGGCUUCCUGCUAGUAGGCCUGGCUCCCACCACAGCAUUGUUGAUCUUCGGACUGGUCAUCGUGGCAAUGGGUGGAGCUUUCGGAGUCAAUACUCGCAGUCUAGCUACUGCACUUGUUGUACCCGAUCACGUUGGUACUCUUUACUCAUCGUUCGCCAUCUCCCAGUCAAUGGGAAUCUUUCUCGCCGGUCCCUUGUUUGCUUACCUCUUUAAAUGGGGAUUGCAUUUAGGCAAUGCUUGGUUGGGUCUUCCAUUCUUGCAGGCUGGCCUGUUUUUCGCUUUAGCCACGGUGGCUGUCUGGAGAAUCCGAGUUGAUCAAUCCCUACCAGGCGACGAUGGGGAGCAGGAGGAAGAGCAAGAGCCUUUGAUAACCGAGUCCUCGUAG